Molecule: messenger RNA, 2298 nt
Organism: Puccinia graminis f. sp. tritici CRL 75-36-700-3
Lineage: Eukaryota; Fungi; Basidiomycota; Pucciniomycetes; Pucciniales; Pucciniaceae
Exons: 2
Coding region: 1-2298 (765 amino acids)
Biological process (GO): intracellular monoatomic cation homeostasis
Cellular component (GO): mitochondrial inner membrane
Source: RefSeq, a predicted model, not a curated record
AUGUCCAGUGCCACUCCGUAUGAUAAUGAAGCACUGGUGAUUUUCCAGCCCAAUUCAUCCAUGUGGGACGUACGGCUGCUGACCCAUCAUAUCUUAAUAAUAGGUUCUUGGGGUAAAAACAGCUUCGAACAAAGUGGCUCUAACCAGAGGCCUCUGUACUGGGACCAUAUUUCGGAAAUCGAUGAAGAUGAUGAUCGUCAUUUGUAUCAUCGAGAAAAACGUUUGAAAGUUCAACCAGCACAAGAUCCACGAACUCUGGAUUUGUUACAGAAUUUUCAACUAGAUCGCGCCCCGCCGACUAUAGCUUCGAGUUCAAGUCACCAUUCUCCAGCUGUAUCGAGGUUAGAAAUACCGAUAUCACAUUCUUCAUCAGACGGCGCUCGCCAGUCAAUCGAAAGAGUCGAAGGAAACGCACCACAGAUCUUUCAUCAAGCAAAUCCUAUCGAUUCAAUUGAGGGUUUGAACAAGGACACCCAUGCUGAAAGUUCCGGAAGGUCACAAGAAAGACAACAUGAGGCAAGCAAUCCGGCCGAAGCAAGUACAUUUCAAGUGCAAGAAAACGCGAAUUUGAAAAAAGAUUUUAUUAGUCUUCGCGAUAUCCAUCCCAUUACUUCCACCUGGAUAUACAGCGUAAAGCUCGGCGUCACUGAUUCGCUAUACAAGGAAAUAACAGAUACGAACGAAAAAGACAUUUCAAGUUUCAUUAAAUCUCUUGCCUUGAAGUUAAAUCCGUCCAUGAAUGAAAAUCAGCAAGCAGAGCGUUUGAUUGAGGAAUUGACGAGUCCCGAAUCGAGCAACAACCUGAAAGAGUUCGUCCACCUUCUUUGGUGCAUCAACUCAAUGUUCAUCGCGAGUUUUAAGCGAGAAAACGAGCAUUACAUCAGCGAACAACUUUCAGUUCAGGCUUGGCUCCUUAAUCUUGUGGAGGAAAGUGGGAAAAGGGAGAGUGUCUCAAUGCAAGCUCAAGACGCCGAAGAAAGCCUUAUCAACCUCCUUAGGAAAGCCCUUGCUUCAAGGUAUUCAGCUCCUACCUACUCGAUGUAUAAAAAUCUUGAUACCGUCCUACCCAAUGGUGCAGUUUGCCCAAGUCAACUAUUGAUGACAGAAACCGUGAUAAAUAUUCUAGCAUCUUACUACAAAUCGCAAAAUUUGAACAAGUGGAAAUCACUGUUCAAGAAAGACAUGGAAUUUGUAGACGCUCUCAAAAGAAGCAGAGGUUGGAAUCCGCGGCCUUCUCAAAUUAUAACAAAACCUAAAACCGAAAUAGAAAACAAAGAAUCGAUUGAUUUCUUCCCAUGGAACGAAAGGAUUCCUGAUGGAUCGAUGAUUGCCAUACGUAAUCAAAGAACACUCUUCUUCGGUGGACGAGGCAAAUUUGACAUCGAAGGAAGGGUUAUGGCCAUGGAAAGCUUGAGUGGAAAUAACAGUGUCUUGAUGAUUGGGUUUGUACCCAGACACAAGUGGUUAUCAAGCGAAGAGCCUGAAAAACUAUGGGCACUUAUUUCGUCAAUAGAAAGCUACCAUGAAAAUUACGUAGAAGAACACUUGAAGCCCCUGUUGCAUCCGCCGGAUUUUCAACAAAUGGCCACAGAAUUAACAACUUGGAGGUUCGAGAAUCCAGAAAAUCUUAGAAAAUAUCCAGUGAGAUUUGAUUCUGGAUAUAUCCGAAAGAACUUUCAUCGUGAUGUGCAAAGGGUGCUUGGAUUGAUAUGGAAAAUACACUCCAGAUUAGUAGAGAGUUUUGGUUGUGAACUUGCAGGAGAUUUCAUUCUUCAAGAGCAGCAAGCGCUUUCAAAAGAAUUUUAUAGAUUGCUCACUUUAUCGGAUAUUCCUGAAUCAAAUAAGCUCUAUCCACAAACGCCGACAAUAGAAAAAUCAGUAGACCUACAACAAAAGAUAAUUGAAGCAUUAGACUCGGAUGGAGCAAGGGAAAUCUACAAGAUCAAGAAGCGCAAACACAAGAUAACAAGCAAGGAAAUUGCAAUCUCGAAGAUAGCGGUGGAAGUGAUGUCAAUCUAUUACUGGAGAAUCAAUCCAUCCAAGUGGUUACAAAUCUUUCAAGGUGUAGAAGCUUUUGUUUUGAAUUUAGCUCAACUUGCCACACGACUUAUCACCAAACGAUCAUUUGAUACAAUAAAAGAAAAUCAUUAUGAAAAGAUUGGUCAGAUAAAGAUUCUACCCUGGAGAAACUAUUUGAUUGAAGCAGAUGAACGAAGUGCCAAUAUUAAGAGAGCCUUCCAUUUGUAUCGCACAUCCAAAAACAUCUUUGCUAAAGUAGAAUCAAUCCAAGGCAUAUAA